This is a messenger RNA of Geodia barretti, 1379 nucleotides long. Lineage: Eukaryota; Metazoa; Porifera; Demospongiae; Tetractinellida; Geodiidae. The record is from the annotation of a GenBank genome assembly.
AAUCCCUUACGCUUACACCCUAAUUGAAGCCUGCUUCAAGCGUGGAAGGUCGGAGAGAUGGCGGACGAGGCGGCUGCGCAGCUGAAGAAGAGGAGAACUUUCAGGAAGUUCACUUACCGCGGAGUGGAUCUGGACCAGCUCUUGGACAUGAACUACGAGCAGCUGAUGAACCUUGUGUCCGCUAGAGCUCGGCGUAGGUUUUCUAGAGGAUUGAAGAGAAAGCCCUUGGCUCUCAUCAAGCGACUGCGUAAAGCCAAAAAGGAGGCGCCACCGAUGGAAAAACCAGCUUGUGUGAAGACGCAUUUACGCAACAUGAUCAUAGUGCCUGAGAUGAUAGGCAGUGUGGUUGGCAUCCACCAGGGAAAGACCUUCAACCAGGUGGAGAUAAAGGGAGAGAUGGUGGGUCGCUACCUAGGAGAGUUCUCCAUCACAUACAAGCCUGUCAAGCACGGGAGGCCUGGCAUUGGAGCCACGCAUUCUUCUAGAUUCAUUCCUUUGAAGUGAACAACUGAUAAUGGUUUAUGUAUAAGUAUGUUGCCAAGGUUGAUGAAAACUGUGCAACGCCCCCUUUGAUGAAAUGGCGAAUUUUCGGGUUUUGGCGUUGGUGGUUCUGUCUUCUUGUGUCGGAGGGUUAUUGUACGUCUACUGGAGGCAGUGCGUGGAGCUGCGGGGGCUCCGCUCGGCGAACGGCCAACUGCGACAUGAGCUGACGUCUUCUCGUGGGGAUAGGGACCAGGUGCAGUUUCGACUGAACUUAUUGAGGGAGGAUCUGGGCGCGGUGCAGCAGGCGAGGGAGGAGGGCGAGCAGCGAGUGCAGGAACUAGACGAUCAGUUGCAAGAAGAGAGAGGGAGGCUGGUUAGCAGUCAUUUUGAUCUGAUACAUAGACUAGAGGAAUGUGUGUAGCGAGAGACGAGGCAGGAGCUGGAGGUGAGCAACACUAGGUUGGAGACUGCUGAGAGUAAUGCUAGGCUAUGCAAUGACCAGAAGGUGACAGUGGAAGAGGUAUUGGACCAGCUGAGAUCUCAACUGAGUGGUUGUGAGGCUGAAAGCAGAGACACUGCAACCGAGAAAGCCAGGUUGAGUAAGGAAAAAGACGUGCUGAAAGAAGAAGCUAACAGAAAGAGAACGGAACUAGAUCAUGUAACACAGCAGUUGUCUCAGGCUGAAGCUGAUGCACAAACCUGCAAUCGUGGGUUAGUUGCCUGUAGAUCACAGAUGGAGUCAAGAGCUAAGCAACAGGAGAUGGGCUUCCAUGAAGAGAGACAGACACAUCAGCAGUGACUGGCCAGUGUGAGAACCCCUGCACCUACGUGACCCACCACAUCAGCCUCAUAAUACAUGGACUCUAACACUGAUAUAAUAUUGCCCUAACAUUCUG